Molecule: messenger RNA, 981 nt
Organism: Rotaria sp. Silwood1
Lineage: Eukaryota; Metazoa; Rotifera; Eurotatoria; Philodinida; Philodinidae
Source: the annotation of a GenBank genome assembly
AUGUUAAAUUAUCAAGUCGUAAAAUUAUUUUUAAACAGAACAAAUCCAGUCACCGUUGCCGGAAUCAAAGGUGUACGUGGAAUGAGCCUAAAUACAUCAACACUUGUCACUGUCACCAAUAUAUUUGUUGACAAUAAUGAGAACUUGUAUGUGUCUGACACUGGCAAUAACAUAGUGAUCCGUUAUCCACCGAACUCAUCGAGCGGUAUGCCUGGUUUGAUAGUCGCUGGAAAUGGCACCGCUAGAAGUGAUGGUUUACAGUAUAUGCCAUCCGGAAUAUUCGUCGAUGAAGAGGGAACACUGUACGUGGCAGAUGCUCCAAAUCAUCGAAUCCAAAUAUGGUAUAAUGGAGCUUCCUCUGGUGUUACGGUGGCAGGCACUGGAAUAUCGGGUAGUAGUUUAUCUCAAUUAUUCUUGCCGAUGGGAGUUGUCGUUGACUCGAAUGGAUAUAUGUAUAUAAUGGAUUCUGGAAACAGGCGAAUUCUACGAUGGCCACCGAAUUCAAACUCGGGCGAAUGUAUUGUGGCUUGUACUGGUUUUGCUGUAAAUACAGUUGAUACGUUUAAUUUCGCUCUGGCGAUCGCAUUCGAUAGUUAUGGAUCUAUCUUUAUUAGCGACACAGGAAGUAAUCGAGUACAGAAAUUUCAGAUCCUUGAUAGUUUUGGUCCAACUUCAACGACAACGUCGACUUCGACAACAACAUCAAUAGUACUAACAACAACCACAACAACAACAGCAAUAACGACAACAACAACAACAACAAUAACGACAAUAACAACAACAACAGCAAUAACGACAAUACCAACAAUAACAACAACAUCAUCGUCAUUGCAAAUCCCUUCGGUGGCACGUAUACCACGGCCAACAGCAGUUACAAUAUCAAUCACUGUAUUGGUAAUGUUUUUUUUUUAUCCAAAAAUAUUUCAUGGCACUUUCAAUCAUUCUUCUGAUAAUUUUCUAGCUUUCAUUUUACUAUCAUGA